This is a messenger RNA of Asparagus officinalis (garden asparagus), 1107 nucleotides long. Its product is annotated as zinc finger MYM-type protein 1-like. The transcript is spliced from 3 exons. The record is from RefSeq and is a predicted model, not a curated record. Gene Ontology annotation, molecular function: protein dimerization activity. Bases 1 to 1107 code for a protein of 368 amino acids. NCBI's taxonomy places the organism in Eukaryota, Viridiplantae, Streptophyta, Magnoliopsida, Asparagales, Asparagaceae.
AUGGAGGAGUUCUUUUUAGAAUUUUUAAAGGUGGAUGAUACAUCAGGACGAGGACUUUUUGAAGAACUUAUAAAUAUUUUGCAAGAGCUUAAACUUGAUAUUGGUGAUGUAAGAGGACAAGGGUAUGAUAAUGGUUCUAAUAUGAAAGGAAAACAUAAAGAUAAUGUUAAAGGUUUCACACUUAAGCCACCAUCACAAACUCGUUGGGAAGGUCAAGUUGAAAGUGUUAAAGCAAUAAGAUUCCAAGCUCCAGAUAUAAGAGAUGCUUUGAUUUACUUAGCAAGUUCUAGUGAAGAUCCCAAGAUUAAAAGUGAUGCUGAGUACUUAGCAUCAUAUAAAAUUGAGAAUUUUGAGUUCUUACUUGGUAUGGUUAUUUGGUUUGAUAUUUUGAAUGCUAUUAACAAAAUAAGUAAAAUCAUGCAAUCAGAGGAUAUGCAGAUUGAUGUUGCUAUAGACCUUUUAAGAGGGCUCAUUUCUUUUUUUGAAAGCUACAGAGAAAAUGGAUUUGAAACAGCUAUGGUUGAGGCUAAAGAAAUUACAGUUAGAAUAAAAGUUGAACCCAUUUUUCGUGAACAUCGCAUUAUUCGCAGAAAGAAACAUUUUGAUGAAAAUGCUAGUAAAGAGAUGGCAAUGACAGCUAAAGAGUCAUUUAGAGUCAAUUACUUCAUAUAUAUCGUUGAUCAAGCUCUUUCUUCACUCAAAGUAGAUUUAAACAGUUUCAACAAUCUCCUAAAGCAUGACAAAAAAUUUGAUAUUAAUGGGACAGAAUUAUUUUCAGAACUCCAAAUCUUAGGAGAAGCAUUACUAAGAGGAACAACAAAAGCAAUUGAAGUAUUGAAUUUUAUGGAAAGGCUAAAUUAUUGUUUUCCAAAUGCUUGGAUUGCUUAUAGAGUAUUAUUGACAAUACCAGUUACAGUUGCAUCGGCAGAGAGAAGCUUUUCAAAGUUGAAGCUCAUCAAAUCUUAUCUACGGUCAACAAUGUCACAAGAGAGAUUGAAUGGAUUAGCUAUGAUAUCUAUCGAAAAAAAAUUAUUGGAGAAGCUUGAUUGGAACAUUUUAAUUGAUAAUUUUGCAGCUCAAAAUGCAAGGCGAUCCCAUUUAAUGUAG